This is a messenger RNA of Austrofundulus limnaeus, 802 nucleotides long. Its product is annotated as opioid growth factor receptor. Lineage: Eukaryota; Metazoa; Chordata; Actinopteri; Cyprinodontiformes; Rivulidae. The coding region runs from base 16 to 354 and encodes 112 amino acids. The record is from RefSeq and is a predicted model, not a curated record. The transcript has 2 exons.
GUGACCAACGGCUGGAUGAGAGGGAUGGACGGAGACGAGCAACGUUCCAGAGGUGAAGUGUCAAAGCUUAAUGUGGACCCUGAAGACUCUGUGGACCCUGAAGACUCUGAGGACCCUGUGGACCCUGUGGACUCUGUGGACCCUGUGGACCCUGUGGACCCUGAAGACUCUGUGGACCCUGUGGACCCUGAAGACUCUGUGGACCCUGUGGACCCUGAAGACUCUGUGGACCCUGUGGACCCUGUGGACCCUGAAGACUCUGUGGACCCUGAAGACUCUGAGGACCCUGUGGACCCUGAAGACUCUGAGGACCCUAUGGACCCUGUGGACUCUGUGAACACUGAAGACUGCUGACCCUGAAGACCCUGUGGACCCUGAAGACUCUGUGGACCCUGUGGACCCUGAAGACUCCGUGGACCCUUUAGAGGACUAAAUAUAAAGUCUUUUGUUGAGUUAAAUAAAACGAGGUCUGAGGACAACCCGUCCCAGGUCUAGGAGGUCCUGCAGAGUCCUGGACAUGUCUCCACAGGUCCUACAGAAUAAAUCAGGUAAACAGGUGGGUCAUUGUAGUCUGCAGCAGUGGGUUGUGGGUCUGAGGAGGUUCUGGUUCUGGGACAGGUCUGGACCUGCAGGAUCAGCAGCAGAUGUUUGGAAACCCCCGACUCAUGGCUGACGUCAGACCAUCAGGCCCAGAUCAAAGGUUCUGACGGGUCAUUUAGAAGAAAGAGGAGAACUGCUUUCAGAUAAAAAACAAAACAUCUGGUCCUGGUCCUGGUCCUGGUCCUGGUUCUAUAAAUACCUG